Malus domestica (apple) is the source of this 3467-nucleotide messenger RNA. Its product is annotated as disease resistance protein RUN1-like. NCBI's taxonomy places the organism in Eukaryota, Viridiplantae, Streptophyta, Magnoliopsida, Rosales, Rosaceae. Gene Ontology annotation, biological process: signal transduction; defense response. The record is from RefSeq and is a predicted model, not a curated record. Gene Ontology annotation, molecular function: ADP binding.
CCAAUUAAUUUUUGAGGACUUGAACGAGGUGUAGUUGACUUGACUUUGCUAGUUCGAUUAAAAAACCGUCUGCCCCCUGGUGCCAAUUUGCAGUUCCGAUCAGACGUCAGAGAAUCGCCGAGUUGCCAACAGCACGAUGUAUACCCCGUGCAGCAAGUACGACGUGUUCUUGAGCUUUAGGGGCGAAACACGCAAGGGCAUCACGGACCACCUCUACUGUACAUUGAAAGACAACAAGUUCAAUGUCUUUCUGGACGAGGACGAAUUAACUAGAGGGGAUGCUAUAACAGAAAAACUGAAGCAAGCAAUCGAAGGGUCCAGACUUGCUGCCAUCAUGUUCUCAAAGGGGUAUGCGGAAUCCAGAUGGUGUCUUGAGGAGCUGGUGGAGAUCAUGGAGUGCAGAAGAACACUGGGUCAACUUGUUUUUCCGAUUUUCUACGAUGUUGAUCCUUCAGAUGUCAGGCAUCAGACUGGUAGCUUUGCAACGGCGUUUAAGAAUCAUAAACAAAAGUUCAACGAAGGAGUGGUCCGAUCGUGGAGAAAUGCUCUUAAUACAGCUGCAGGGUUGAGCGGCGAGGAUUUUCGAGUGACUGACGGGCAUGAAGGAACGUUUAUCAGGAAAGUUGUUGGCCAGAUCGCUAGAAAACUGAAGAAAGCAUGCUUAAAUGUAGCCAGAAAUCCAGUUGGAAUAGAUUCUCGUGUGCAAGAAAUCAGUAAUUAUUUAGAUGUUGGAGGAUCCAAUGAUGUUCGCAUAAUUGGAAUUUGGGGGAUGGGCGGACUAGUAAGACAACGAUUGCAAAAGCUAUUUUCAACCAAUACCAGCACAUGUUUGAUGGUACAUGUUUUCUUCGAAAUGUGAGAGAAGAUAAGAAACUGGUUGAUUCGCAAAACAUACUUCUGUCUAAUAUCUUGAGAUCGGGAAACAUAAAGGUGAGUACGGUUGAUGAAGGGACCGAGGAGAUAAAAACAAGACUUGGAAACAUAAGGGUUCUUGUCAUAAUUGAUGAUAUAGACUGUGUGGCACACAUAAAUACAUUAGCUAUAAAACGUGGCUCGUUUGGUCCAGGAAGUAGAAUUGUUAUAACAACAAGGGAUGAACAUUUGCUACAGACACUUGAAGUGGAUAAAAUAUGUUCUCUGCCAGCAAUGAAUAAAGAUGAAGCUCUUGAGCUCCUUAGUCGGUGUGCCUUUAGAAAGAAUUAUCCUAAUGAAGAAUAUCUCGGAGUCUCAAGAGAAGCUGUUGAUUAUUGUGGGGGUUUACCACUUGCACUUGAAGCUGUAGGUUCUUACCUACGUACAAAAACCACAAGAGAAUGGACAAGUGCAUUGAACAAGUGGAAAAGAUCACAACCUUGUCAGGAAAUUCCCAAAAUUCUUAAGGUAAGUUAUGACGGGCUUACUGAUGGCCAGGUGAAGGAUAUAUUCCUUGAUAUAUCAUGUUUCUUUAUUGGAAUGAACAAGGACCGUGUCAUGGCAAUAAUGGAUGGGUGUGACUGUAAUCCAGCAAUAGGCAUUAGAGAACUCCAUGAUCGAUGCCUUGUAACUGUUGAUCUAGAAGGCAAUCUGAUGAUGCAUCAUUUGAUUCGAGACACGGGCAGAGAAAUUGUACGUGCAAAAUCCCCUAAGAAGCUUGGAAGUCGUUGUAGAUUGUGGGAUCAUGAAGAUGUAAAACAUGUAUUGAGGAAGCAAUGUGGAACGGAAGAAAAUGAAGGAAUUGCUUUAGAUUUUCCAGAAGCUGACAAGCUUAGCUUCAGUACAGAAGCAUUCAGAAAUAUGCGGAACCUGAGAUUACUCAAAAUAAAAGGCGUAAAUUUCACUGGACACUGUAAACAUCUUUCCGAAGAGUUAAGAUGGUUAAGUUUGUCUGAGUUUUCUCUGCAGGCCAUACCAGAAGAUUUUAAUCAACCAAACGCAGUUGACAUUGACCUGAGUUGUAGCAAUAUACAAGUCUGGAAGAACUCGAACGUGUCACUUGAAAAGUUGAUGUUUCUCAAUCUUGGUUAUAGUGAUCACCUGAAAGAAUCACCAGACUUUACAAGAAUCCCAAAUAUUGAGAGAUUGAUACUCGAAGCCUGUAAGAGUUUGUCCAAGAUUCACCACUCCGUAGUACAAUUGAAGAACCUUAAGUAUUUAUCUGUUGCGAAUUGCGAAAACCUUCAGGAAAUCCCAGAUUUACCAACAAAUUUGGAAAUCCUGAAAGCGGAUGAGUGCAUUGCAUUGGAAAAGAUGCCAAAUUUUUCAGAAAUGUCAAGUAUGGUAGAACUGCAUCUGAAUCACUCCCCCAAACUCACUGAGAUUCUAGGCUUGCAUAAGUCGUUUAACACUAUGAGAAGGAUUCGUAUGGAAGGGUGCACCAAUCUCACUGCUGCUUUUAAAAAAACAAUCCUACAGGAAUGGAGCGCGAGCAGAAAUGGUGAUCUUUUUCUCCCCGGAAAUGAUUUUCCAUCAGGGUUUACAUCCGCUGACCCUAAGGGUGAAAUAGUUGUGCCGCAAUGUUUUGGCUAUGAUGCAAAAGCAUUGACUCUGUGCAUUGUGUAUUCUUCAGACGACUCCCAAUCUGGUGAUUCUCUUUGCAUCCGUGUUGCAAAUCGUACCAAGCACACUGAGUUUUUCAUCUCUCCAAUGUAUGCCACCGUAACAAAUCGCCAUGAAAGUUAUAUUUGGCUGGGACAUUUAUCAAACAAUGAGCUCAAGGUGAACGGUGGGGACAAGAUAAAUGUUGGUGCACACUUUUUAGAACACGGGAGUACUGACGAUAUUCAUCUGAGGGUGCAGAAAAUAGGUGUUUACCUGGAGCAGGAAAAACUAGUCAAUGAAUUAGCCAAUUUUAUCAGGCGUUCAAGUGAGUAUGACAAGGAUGUCAAUCUUAUGCAAGACCAGGUUGGACUUUCAUCUGAGGAGAGUCGAUCUCGUAAAAGACUGAGGUCUAUCCCUGGGCUGAAAGAUGCAAGAAAUUGAUGCCCUCAUAAACAGCUGCAUGGACUACGAGAAACAAAAAGCAAUUGAAAAGCUAUAAAGCUGAAAUCAAGCAAAAGAUUGUAUAGAAGAGUGUCUGUUGGUGGUGCAAUCUGGACACCGCAUUUUCUCGUCAAUGUCCAAUCUGUAAAGCUCAGACCUCACCAACGCUAUUGAAAGUCAGAAGUUUGACGGAUUCGUCGCAUGCGGCCUCUCCCUCACCUUUUCUCUCAGAUACACAAAGCUCAAAUUCCAUUACAGACGGCAGAGAGCCAAAAGUAGCAUAGAAUCUAAAAUGGGUAUCCUUCUCUUACCACUUUUGAAGUUGGGUCUCUUUCUGUUAAACAAGAGUCCUUGUCCCAGUCCAAUCCGCCACCUUUGUAAACAAACCAAAUCAUAUUUAUAUAUUUCAUCUUGUCUGUAAGAUAUAGAUGGUAAUACUUUGUAUCUCAGUAGGACUCUUUGUAAUCCAAUGUAUUUAUACGUUAUCAAAUGCUUGAAUUUGUGCUACA